CUGUUUAUACCACUUUCCUUGCAUUUCCUUAUCAAUGUCUGCUGAAAAUUUGGCAGCAAAAUGGACACGCAACGCAAGUGUGGUAAAACCCUCCUCGAUUCCGUCACCUGUGUCGUCUUUCUUUUCCUGGACUUUCUUGACGCCGUUCUUUGUCUGGUUUUCAAGUUAGUCGAUGAGUUCUUCGAAGGUGAAGCCCGCAAUCCAUGUUACUGCGGGAACGACGGAGAGAAAACGUUAUCGGAGAGUUUGUAUGGGAGGAGAAAAACGGGGUUUCUUGGUUUUGCAAGGAAAUGGAAAAUAUACGGAAAGAAGAAGGAUGAUGGUAGCAUCAAUGGAAGUUUGGCGGUGAAUCGAUGGUCUGAUUGUGGAUGCAACUCUUGUGUUUCGUGGACAAAGGAAGGCCAUACUCACAAGCUUCACGUUGUUGCCAAACAUUUUCCACAAGGAGAUGAGGCAGCUGAAAGUGUGAUAUUUUUGCACGGGUUCCUUUCAUCUUCUUCAUUUUGGACAGAAACAGUUUUCAGCCACCUAUCUGAAUCGUUAAAGGGUCAUUACAGGCUAUUCGCCGUUGAUCUUCUGGGAUUUGGAAGAAGUCCGAAGCCAAAUGAAUGUAAGUACACGUUGCUUGAUCAUGUUGAAAUGAUUGACAAAUCCGUGAUCUCCCCAUUCCAAUUCAAUUCUUUCCAUUUGGUGGCUCAUUCCAUGGGUUGCAUAGUUGCUUUGACCUUAGCUGCUAAAUACCCCAACUUCGUCAAAUCAGUGACUCUUGUUGCACCUCCAUACUUCCCUUCUGCAGAAGAUGUCACAAGAACUUCACUAAUGGUGCUCAACAAACUUGCUGGAAAGACACUGUGGCCACCGUUAGCAUUCGGCAAAUCCGUUAUGUCGUGGUACGAACAUGUCGGGAGAUGUUUCUGUUUCCUGUUUUGUCGGAAUCAUCGGACAUGGGAGAUGAUUCUCAAGCUAUUCACUCUUCGGAGGGAACUGAAUUUCAUGGAAAUGGACUUGACAAGGCACACACAUCAUUCAGCAUGGCAUAACAUGCAUAAUACGAUAUGCGGGGGAGCAACUUUGACGGAUGAACAUCUGGAAAUUUUGAACAAAUCAAAAUCUGUAAAGGUAUGCAUCAUCCAUGGUGAUGAGGACAUGGAAGUACCUUUGGAGUGCAGCAAGAACAUGAAGAUGAAGUUCCCAGAAUUAGUGGAACUCAAUAUUGUUCAAAAUGCGGAUCAUAAAUCUGUAGUUUUGAAUAGAGCCAAGGAUUUUGCUAAGAGUUUACAACAUAUAUGGGUAUCCUAACACAACUGUAUCAUUUAAAAGUUGUCCCCACUGUUUAAUAAUUGCUAGCCAAAGGCUGUACCAGUACCACAAAUUUUGCUAUCACGUUAUCCGGACUUGAGAAUCA
This is a messenger RNA of Hibiscus syriacus, 1405 nucleotides long. RefSeq names its product probable lysophospholipase BODYGUARD 4. The record is from RefSeq and is a predicted model, not a curated record. The coding region runs from base 61 to 1299 and encodes 412 amino acids. Lineage: Eukaryota; Viridiplantae; Streptophyta; Magnoliopsida; Malvales; Malvaceae. The transcript is spliced from 4 exons.